AUGUUCCUCAUCUCCAGCAGUGUUCACGGAAGCGACGAGCACGGGCGUCUGCUCAGAAGGACGCUGAUGCGCUAUGUAAACCUCACUUCCCUGCUCAUCUUCCGCUCGGUGAGCACAGCUGUGUACAAAAGGUUUCCCACCAUCGACCAUGUGGUUGAAGCAG
Molecule: messenger RNA, 163 nt
Organism: Talpa occidentalis (Iberian mole)
Lineage: Eukaryota; Metazoa; Chordata; Mammalia; Eulipotyphla; Talpidae
Product: bestrophin-3-like
Exons: 1
Molecular function (GO): chloride channel activity
Source: RefSeq, a predicted model, not a curated record